Molecule: messenger RNA, 771 nt
Organism: Ambispora leptoticha
Lineage: Eukaryota; Fungi; Glomeromycota; Glomeromycetes; Archaeosporales; Ambisporaceae
Source: the annotation of a GenBank genome assembly
AUGAAGAAAACAUUUGCUCGACUUAUAAUAAAUCUACUGGUAUCUGAUUGGCUGCAAAGUCUAGGAUUUAUGAUGAGCUAUUAUUGGAUUGUAAAGGGAAAAAUAGUUGAGGGUACAUGGUGCAAUGUUCAAGGAGCAAUUAUUAAUCUCGGAGAUGUUGCUUCUGGAUUUUGGGCAACUUCUAUUUGUCUUCACACAUUUUUCUCGGUAAUCAAAGGAUAUGAGCCAAGAAACUAUCUUGAGAUUUCGAUGGCGAUUAUUUGGCCAUUAAACGUAUUCAUAUCAUUGAUAGGAUUCGUGAUUCAAAAUCGACUACACGGAAACAGCUAUUCCUUUUAUGGGUCAGCAGGGGGAUCAUGGUGUUGGAUCAAUCAAGAAUUUAACGAGUAUCGUGUAAUUCUCCAUUACGGUAUCGUGACUAUUCUUGCAUCCAUAAUGAUUUUUUUGUAUGGAUGGAUGCUGCUGGUUAUUCAUCGACAACAACAAGAGAUUGCCGUAAUCAAAUUCGAAGAGACGAGAAAAAUUUUACAGAAAACGAGGAAAAAGUUUAUUUAUUAUCCAGUCGUUUAUCUUGUCUUGGUGUUACCUUUGGCGCUGGAACGAUAUUUGGCGAUUUCUGGGAUAACUUUACCUUUCACAUAUUUAAUAGUAGCCGGCUGUAUAUUUGCCUCAGCCGGUACUGUCAACGCAGCAAUCUACGGAUUUACUCGUAAUCUUGUCAGCAUAAACUCAUUCUUGGUAUUUCUAAAAAUCGGGGAAGAAAAAGGAUGA